This is a messenger RNA of Entrophospora sp. SA101, 816 nucleotides long. The record is from the annotation of a GenBank genome assembly. Lineage: Eukaryota; Fungi; Glomeromycota; Glomeromycetes; Entrophosporales; Entrophosporaceae.
AUGGCGACAAAUUAUAAUAUAAAUGCAAUCACCAGACCUUAUAAACCUAGAAGAAUACGUUUGCCAAAUCCUAAUUGGCAUGAAGAUUUUUAUCGAAAUGGACGGCCUGAUGAAAAGGAUGUUAUUGUCAUUACAGACUCACCAACUCCUUCACAACUACUACAUCAAUUACCACAAUUACCACAACUUCAACUACAACAAAUCAGACAUGUUUCCCCUAUACCACCACCUAGACAAACUAGACAAAUUGAAACAAGAACAUUUAAGAGAAAAGCUUCACUUCUUCCUGACGACGAAAGCAUAAAUCAUCAAUACAUACCACUAUCAUCAGAACCUUAUCCGUCUCAUUCUUCUUCUGUUACAUCUUCAUGUCAGGCAAUAAUACCUAAUCACGAUGAUAAAGAUGGUCAUUACAUUGUUAGAAUUGGAGAAGAUCUAACACCAAGAUAUCAAAUUAUUCGUAUAUUGGGACAAGGUACCUUUGGAAAAGUUGUUCAAUGUCUUGAUCGACUUACAAACCGAACUGUAGCAAUCAAGAUCAUUCGUUCAACUCAGAAGUAUCGGGACGCUAGCCGAAUUGAAAUUAGAGUAUUAAAUAUUCUUAGAGAUAGCGAUCCACCAAAUGCCUACAAAUGUAUUCAUCUUCGUGAUUGGUUUGAUUAUCGUAAUCAUAUUUGUAUGGUCUUCGAUUUAUAUGGAUCAUCACUUUUUGAUUUUCUAAAACUCAACAAUUUUUCACCAUUUCCGAUGAAUCAAAUACAAGAUGUUGCAAGACAAUUAUUGAAUUCUGUUGCUUGCUUUAAAUUUAACAAGUAA